Messenger RNA from Phymastichus coffea, 3605 nucleotides. RefSeq lists its product as uncharacterized. The record is from RefSeq and is a predicted model, not a curated record. The coding region runs from base 94 to 3471 and encodes 1125 amino acids. NCBI's taxonomy places the organism in Eukaryota, Metazoa, Arthropoda, Insecta, Hymenoptera, Eulophidae. The transcript has 16 exons.
AAAAUCCCCGAUUUCUGUGCUACAUAUACAAAGUAUAUAUAAUCGCUUUACUAGCAAAUUCUGAAACAGUAUCGAUAAACACGCCGCGCAACAAUGACAGCGAAAAUCAAACCUCUCUUGCUCAUACUAUGCGUUGUGCAUAGUUAUGCUUCGAAUCCUGAGGUGCAAACUUCAUUAGGACGAAUCAAAGGUUCAUAUAUGCAAACGGCUAUGUAUAAUAAAACCAUUUUUGCAUUUAGAGGUGUUAGAUACGCCAAAUCUACGGAAGGAGAGAGUCGAUUUACGAUUGCCGAGCCAGUAGAUCCAUGGACGGGAGUUUUUGACGCUUCAGAGGAUGGUCCCUCGUGUGGUCUAUUGGAUCCUCCAAGUAUAGUGAGUGAAGACUGUUUAAGAGUGAAUAUAUACACAACUAAGCUCCCAAGUGCAAAUAAUAAAGUGAAGCGCCCUGUCAUCGUGUUCUUCCAUCCAAGUGCUUUUGUUAGUCAUUCCGCGCGUAGCGACUUGUACGGUCCUGAAUAUUUCUUAGAUCAAGAUAUUGUUUUGGUGACAGUCAACUCUAGACUUGCGAUCUUCGGUUUCAUAAGCACUGGAGAUGCACGAGCACCCGGCAAUUUGGGUCUGAAAGACCAAGUAAUUGCCUUGCGUUGGGUUCAAAAAAAUAUCGCAUCGUUCGGUGGUGAUCCAAAUUCCAUCACUUUAUCCGGCUGCAGUGCAGGAGCUGCAGGUAUAAUUCUGCACAUGCUAUCACCCAUGUCCAAAGGUCUAUUUCAUCGAGCUUUCAUAUCCAGUGGCACGCCCGAUAUGCGAAUAUAUACGUCAACGAACGAGACUCACACACUACUGACGCAAGCUCAAUUGGUCGGUUGUCCCAACGAUAAUGUUAACGAAGCUAUAAAAUGUUUAAAAAUAGUGCCGCGCCAGAAAUACGUCAAUACUUACCCGCGGUUUAUUCAAUUGUAUGGAUUUAGAAUUUGGACGCCGGUAGUUGAACCUGAAGUAACAGGAGUAGAGCGAUUCUUGCCUGAUCAACCUGCUCACCUCAUUAAACAGGGAAAUUUCGAACAUGUCCCUUUAAUUUUAGGAAUCACCAAAGACGAACUGUUGGGGAGCGUUAUUCGUGACUACGAAGCAGCGCUGAAAGGUCACGAUAGCGCUUUUCGUGACUUGAACGAAAACUGGGAUGCAGUAUUAACGAAAAACCUGAAGUACGAGAGUGGCACUGAAUUUUCCAAAAACGUGAGCCAUGCAUUAAAAAAGUUUUAUUUCAACAACGAGCCAGUGACCGUUGAAAAUGCUUUGAAUCUCGGUAAAAUGUGGUCAGACGGAGGUAUUGGUUUCUCAUUAGAUCGCACGGUCAAGCUAUUAGCGAAAUAUUCACGCGCUCCAGUUUAUAAUUUCAUGUUCACUUACCAGGGCCGUUACAGCUAUGGCGUUUGGACUGAAACAAAGAAGCCUGUUGGUGUAGUUCACAUGGAUGACGUGUUGUACUUUAUGACCUCGGCGCUGGAGUUUCCGCGCUUCGACAAAAGUGGGCCUGAAUUUGCUAUGAUGACGAAGAUGACAAGUUUAUGGGCUAAUUUUGCUAAGACUGGCGAUCCUAUUCCGAAAAACAACGAUUUAUUUAAAAAUGAUUUAUGGGCGCCUUUCGAUCUAAAAAAAGAAAAUUAUUUGGAAAUGGGCCAGAAAUUCACUACAAAGUAUAAAAUGUACGCGGAUCGUUUUGCCCUUUGGAAUCAAUUAUUCCCAUGGAAAAAUAUUGGAUUUAUCACGAAAACGCUUCGAGUGAAAAUGUCAUUCAAGCUAAAGUCUUUAUUUGUAUUAUUGACGCUAUGCGUCAUUGCAACGUGCCACCUUCCCCCAGAGCCUCAAGUACAAAUUUCCUUAGGCAAAAUUAAAGGCUCUUUUAUGGAAACAGCCCUUAAGAAGAGAAUCUUCGCGUUUCGAGGCAUAAGAUUCGCAAAAUCCACUGCAGGAGCAAGACGAUUUAAGCUUGCCGAGCCAGUUGAUCCAUGGACUGGAGUCUACGAUGCCACGAAAGACGGGCCUUCGUGUUCUCUGUACGAUGAUGCUGCAAUCGCAAGUGAAGAUUGUUUGAUGCUUAAUGUUUAUACUACCGAGUUACCAAAAGCCAAUCGCAAAGUUAAACGACCGGUUAUCGUAUUCUUCCACCCAAGUGCAUUUCAAAGUUUAUCCGGGCGUAGUGACAUUUAUGGUCCGCAGUACCUUUUGGACCAAGAUGUCGUUCUCGUCACAGUCAACUAUAGACUCGCUACUUUCGGGUUUAUCAGCACUGGAGACAAUCGUGUCCCAGCUAAUUUAGGUCUUAAGGAUCAAGUGACCGCUUUGAUUUGGGUACAAAAUCAUAUUUCGGCUUUCGGCGGUGACCCCAACUCUGUGACUCUCAGCGGUUGCAGCGCUGGAGCCGUCGGAAUCGUUCUGCACAUGCUGUCACCUAUGUCCAAGGGUCUCUUUCACCGGGCCUUCAUCUCAAGUGGUGCGCCAGAAACUCGCUUCAAAUCGUCCACAAACGAGACUCAUAUUCUUUUGGCUCAGGCUAAGCUUGUCGAUUGCCCUGACAACGAUGUCGACAGGGCUCUCGCGUGUUUGAAGACUGCUCCGAGAAAAAAAUUCGCCGACACUAUGUUCCAAUUCUAUGAAUCUCACGGAGUUGACAUUUGGAUGCCAGUGGUUGAGCCGAAUAUUCCAGGAGUUGAAAGAUUUGUUGUCGGUCAACCUAAUGAUCUGAUUAGACAGGGUAAAAUUCAUCCUGUACCUUUAGCCAUAGGUAUCACGAAAGAUGAAUUGUUAGGAAGUGUUGGUCCAUUGUAUGAAGCAGCAGUUACAGGCGACGAUCACGAAUUCCGUAACUGGACAGAAAAUUUCAGUUAUCUGGCUCCAAGAGCUCUGCUGUACGAGCGCGACACUGAGCGUUCAAAAUACAUCAGCCGUGAGCUUUAUAGGUUCUAUUUUAAUAACCAACCUAUUACCAUCCAAAAUUAUAAAAAACUUGGCGAGCUGUGGUCGGACAGUAAUAUUGGUUUCAUUGUUAACCGUGCUGUAAGACUACUUGCUCUACACUCCAAGGCACCAGUCUACAACUACAUGUUCACUUAUCAAGGUCGCUAUAGUAAUGCCGUCUGGACCGAUACGAAAAAACCGAUUGGCGUGACACAUAUGGACGACUUGUUGUACUAUUUGACUUCGUUAUAUCAGUUCCCGCAAUUUAACACUACAGACCCGGAGUGGCCAAUGGUGACAAAAAUGACUAGUUUAUUGGCGAACUUUGCUAAGACCGGUGAAUCCAUUCCUAAGAAUAAUAAUCUAUUCAAAGAUGUUACAUGGGAUCCCUUUAACCCAAAUUCUCAAAAUUACCUAGAAAUAAGCGAGAAAUUCGUAACCAAAUAUAAAAUGUACGCAGACCGUUACGCUAUCUGGAAGAGACUAUUUCCCCUUGAGCCUAUUGGACAUUAAAUUAAAUUUAUAACUUGAUCAAAAAUAUACUUGUGAAAGCAAUAUUCGAAUUCAUCAUUAUGGUAUUUUAAAUAAAAUAUUGUAAUAUAAACAUCAACUACACACAAUGGAAAUAUUUAAUUCAUGAUUCAAAA